CGGCGCUCGGCUGCAGCGGGAGGAGCUAACUGCUAACUGCUAACUGCUAACUGUUCUCCGGCGUCUGCAGCGGGGCGGACGGGGCUCCAACUACACACCAAAAAAACAACUCUCGACACGUUUAACUAUUUUAUUUUAUUCCCCCCGCGCCGGUCACGUAGCUAUGCCCAGCAAAAAGAAGAAAUACAACGCCAGGUUCCCCCCGGCGCGGAUUAAGAAGAUUAUGCAGACGGACGAGGAAAUAGGCAAAGUGGCGGCGGCCGUACCUGUUAUCAUUUCGAGGGCUCUGGAGCUUUUCCUGGAGUCGCUGCUCACAAAAGCGUGUCACGUCACCCAGUCCAGGAACGCCAAAACCAUGACCACGUCUCAUCUGAAGCAGUGCAUCGAGCUGGAGCAGCAGUUUGAUUUCCUCAAAGACCUGGUGGCCACAGUGCCGGACAUGCAGGGGGAAGGAGAGGACAACCACACGGAGGGAGGGGCCGACAGGGUCCCGAAGAGGGGUCGAAAACCCGGCACUGGGCGCAAGAACGGAGGAGCCGGAGCCAAAGGCAAAGACAAGAAGUUAUCGGGCACAGAGUCCGAGCAGGAGGACGAGUCUGAGGACAGUGAGACGGACGCAGACGAGGAGGACGGAUCUCAGUCCAGCACAAACCAGCAGCCGGCUGCCAGGUUUCACAGCCCUCACGAAGCGGGGAUGGUCCACACCGUGGGGCCGGAGUAUCCCGUCCACUACCCGCCCCGUCCCCCGACGUUCCACGAGCCGCCCCCGCUGCCCCCCGCCCCGCACGCUGCCGACGACGACGACGAAGACUACGACUCCUAGCUCCGCCGCAAAACGCUACACACGCAGUCUCCGUUUUUUUGGAUUCGGUCCAGCAGAGGAGGGGGAAAAAAACAAAACAAAAAAACUUUACACGUAUUACCACGCCGAGAAGACCCCGAUCUGGCUGUACUUUCUGUGUUUUAAUUUUUAACGGCUUUUAUUUUAUCGUGGAGGAGAAUCCAAGCGGUGUUUUUUAGCUACUCUGACUACCGAGCAACUGGUCAUUGUUUUUGGCCCCCAGACGAAAUAGACGUGGCUUAAAUUUUCUUUUUUUUUUUGGCUUUUUUUGGCACUUUUUUAUUUUGUAGUCCUCGGAUCUGUAUGGUUAUAGACAUCGUAUCGCCGCGUGUUGCUCAAACGGCCGAGGUUGCGCUCCCUCUAAAGUGUCCCCUGCGCUUUCCGGCUUUGUCAACGAAGCGUCUGACCGGAGCCGUCUGCGAGAUUUAGGUUGGACGGUGGCCCUUAAAGGACAAGUCACAUCAGCAAAGCGCAAAACGUAGAGUAAAGAUAACGACGGGAGAACUUCAUAACGUAAAAGAUCAGAAAUUAAAACAAGAAAAAUGACAAAACGCAAAAGCAAAUUCCAAUUAUUUCGUAAAUUGUAAGAGAUUUAACAGUAAAAAACACAUUCAACGAAAUCGGGUCCCAAAAUAAACCAAAUUGUCGUCACGCUUGGAAGCAAAACCUCAAGCCGUAAACAAAUUGGAAAUUGUAAAUCAAAAUUGGAAGAUUGUACACUUGUUUUGACCACGUUUUAUUUAAAGAGUUCACCGUAGUUUGCAGUUUUGUGCACUGUGAUACAAAAGUUUCAGCUACGAAAAGCAAAUUUGUACGUUCAGUUCUUUUUUUUCCCCCCAAUUUCCUCAGUUUUAAUGCAUAUUUUCAAAUUGAACCAUAGAUUUCUAAGACUUGCUUUGAUCCGGCUUUGUUUCUUUUAGUCUACUGUAAAGAUAAUGAGCGGAGAAAUUAAGAACGUAAAAAAUCUGAAGUUAAUAGAAAAAAAUUGACAAAACGCAAAAGCAAAUUCUGAUCAUUUCGUAAAUUGUAAGAAAUUUAACAGUAAUUCGUGAUAAUUCGUGAAAAAACAACGAAAUCGGGUCCAAAAAUAAAGUCGCAAAUUGUCACUUUACGAAGCAAAACCUCAAGCCGUAAAUAAAUUGAAAAUUGCAAAUCAAAAUUUAAAGAUUGUACUCUUGUUUUGACCUUUUAAUACGCACACGUUUCAGUUUGCAGUUUUGUGCACUGUGAUUCGAUUUGUUUCCAAAGUUUCAGUGCCGUACAGUCCUACGAAAAGCAAAAUUGUACAGUUGUUCAGUGCUUUUCUUUUUGCACAAUUUCUUCAAUUUUAAUGCAUAUUUUCAAAUUUAACCAUAGAUUUCGAGGGCUUGCUUUUGUGAUAAAGAAAAUAAGAAUGUAAAAAAAAAUCUGAAAUUAAAAGAAGAAAAAUGACAAAACACAAAAGCAAAUUCCAAUUAUUUCUUAAAUUGUAAGAAAUUUAACAGUAAACAACACAUACUUGAAUCAUUCGUGAAAAAACAAUGAAAUUUGGUCCAAAAAUAAAGUUGCAAAUUGUCACUCUUGGCAGCAAAACCUCACGCCAUAAACAAAUUGAAAAUUGCAAAUCAAAAUUGGGAAAUUGUACAGUUGUUUUGACCUUUUAUACAUGCAUGUUUUAUUUAAAGAGUUAACCGUAGUUUGCAGUUUUGUGCACUGUGAUUCGAUUUGUUUCCAAAGUUUCAGUGCUGUACAGUCCUACGAAAACCAAAAUUGUGCAUUCAGUUAAUUUUUUUUGCUUAAUUUAUUCAGUUUUAAUGCAUAUUUUCAAAUUUAUCCAUGGAUUUCCAAGAUUUGCUUUUGUAAUUUUGCGUUUACAAGAUGAUCCCAGCUUCGUUUCUUUUAGUUUAUUGUACAUAUAACAAGCAGAGAAAAUAAUAACGUAACAAAAAAUCUCAAAUUAAAACAAAAAAAAAAUUACAAAACGCAAAAGCAAAUUCCAAUUUACAAAGCAAAUUUCUUAAAUCGUAUAAAAUUUAACAGUGAAAAACACAAUCAUUGAAUCAAAAACAACGAAAUCGGGUCCAAAAAUAAAGUCUCAAACUGUCACUUUACGAAGCAAACCUCAAGUCGUAAACAAAUUGAAAAUUGCAAAUCAAAAUUGGAAGAUCGUACACUUGUUUUGACCUUUUCAUUUCAUUUUUUUGCCCAAUUUCUUCAGUUUUAUUGCGUAUUUUCAAACCAUUCAAACCAACCAUUGAUUUCGAAGAUUUGCUUUUGUGAUCCUGCGUUUACGAGUUAAUCCCGGCUUCGUUUCUUUUAUUCUACUGUAACUUUGUCAUUUCCUCGUUGCGACUUGUCCUCACGGCCGCUUUAAGCUUCUCGUUUUAUUCUCGUUUUUAUCCAGCCCUGUUUACAACCGUGUUUUUUUUUUUCUUUUUUUCUUUCACGAUCUCGUUCCCAGCGGCUUAAACGUACUGCGAUAAACGGACCAGGCCUUUGUUUUUAAACCUUCCGUUGUCACUCUCCUCUGUCCCUCGCUCGUCAUAAGUUCCCCCCUCGUUUUUUUUAGAUUGUUUUAAACGUGUCCAGUGGGGCCCCCCCGACGCCAGAAGAUGAAAUGUUCCCGCCUAAACAGUCACCUUUGACACUGUAAUGUAAAAUUUUAGCAUUUGUUUUAUUUUGUAUGGGUGAAAUAAAGUCCAAUAAAAUUUUCCAGAUCUUU
This is a messenger RNA of Boleophthalmus pectinirostris (great blue-spotted mudskipper), 3542 nucleotides long. It is a transcript of the gene drap1, whose product is annotated as DR1-associated protein 1 (negative cofactor 2 alpha). Gene Ontology annotation, biological process: transcription by RNA polymerase II; negative regulation of transcription by RNA polymerase II; positive regulation of transcription by RNA polymerase II. Gene Ontology annotation, molecular function: core promoter sequence-specific DNA binding; RNA polymerase II general transcription initiation factor activity; protein heterodimerization activity. The record is from RefSeq and is a predicted model, not a curated record. Gene Ontology annotation, cellular component: nucleus; negative cofactor 2 complex. Lineage: Eukaryota; Metazoa; Chordata; Actinopteri; Gobiiformes; Gobiidae. The transcript has 7 exons. Bases 164 to 823 code for a protein of 219 amino acids.